AACCCCGCUGCAGCCUCCUAGCCCUCAGCCUGUCCCGCCGGCCGUGUCACCCCACCGGGCUCUUCCCGUGACUCUGCGCCGGCUGCUUUUUGCUGUGAUGCUCUAGACCCAGGACUCUAGAUCCCUAAUUUCUGCGUAGGGACAAGACGGGGCUGUGGAUGCUCUGACUCCCUGCUCGCCCCGCGUGGGUGCCCAGGCGCGGCAGGAUGCGGCGCCGGCUGCAGACGCUCGUCCAAAGGAAAUUUAAAGUUGUCCUCCUCCUCCUUCUGCUCUUGGCCCUCCUGCUGCACCUGGCGAUGGAUUUAGCUCUCCCCACGGCUCGCAGGCUCUGGAGCUGUGAUGGGAAAGCACCGAAAGCCUCGGGUGCCGUGUCAGGCAGCCCCUUGCUGGCUGGCCCCAAAAAGCUGAGCCUGCGGAUCCUCCAGGACUUCAGCGGCAGCAAUGGCUCCUUGGAGAAAAGCUCCCACCCUCAGGCAGCGGGAGUAAAGGAUCCAGGGGCCCAGCACCAGCGUGGAAACGUGAAUCAGGCACGGACCAAGGGAUCCAAGCUGGCCGCGCUGUUUGAGCAUCCCCUUUAUAACAUCCCCAUGCCGGAGGUGAUGGACAAAGACAAGCUGUUCGUCGUCAACCCCAUGGAGAAGUUCAGCCUGCAAAGCAGCGGGAGCGACGAAUGGGUCAGCAGCAGUAAAGCCGAGACGAUCCUCCCGACAGGGAAGACGGCCUACGACACCUACCCUGCCUGGCUCAAAUUCCACGUCGGCAUCAACCGCUACGAGCUGUACCCCCGCCGGGACCCCCUGAUGCCCACCCUCCUCCGGGACCUGGCCACCAUGAGGAUCGUCAGCUCGGUGCAGAAGUCCGGUGGGACCCAGCUGAAGCUCAUCAUGACCUUCCCGAAUUACGGGCAGGCCCUCUUCAAGCCCAUGAAGCAGAGCCGGGACCAGGAGACCCCCGUCGACUUCUUCUACUUCUCGGACUUUGAGCGGCACAACGCAGAGAUCGCAGCCUUUCACCUGGACAGGAUCCUGGAUUUCCGGCGAAUCCCACCAGUUUCUGGCCGCUUGGUGAACAUAACGAAGGAGAUCCGGGACAUCACAACCGACAAGAAACUGGCCAAGACCUUCUUCAUCUCCCCAGGUGAGCUCUCACCUCUGCCCACCCUCUCUCCCGUGGCCGCCUGCUCCUGCUCUGGAGACCACCCAUUUGGGGACAGCUCCAUCUGCCACCACGUCCCCUGCCAUGGGGCUGUCCUCAAGGAGCAGGGUCACCUCACCACUGCUUUGUCUGCCCGCAGGUGGGAGCUGAACCCCAACUACUGCGCCCAGGUGCGCCAGACGCCGCCCUACGACAGGGGCCAUCGCCUGCUCGACCUCAUCGACAUGACGGUGCUUGACUUCCUCAUGGGCAACAUGGACCGGCACCACUACGAGACCUUCGAGAAAUUUGGGAACGACACCUUCCUGCUUCACCUGGACAACGGCCGCGGCUUCGGCACGCACUCGCACGACGAGAUGUCCAUCCUGGCCCCGCUCCAGCAGUGCUGCAGCAUCAAGAAGUCGACCUACCUGCGGCUGCAGCUGCUGGCCACCGAGCCCUACCGCCUGAGCGAGCUGCUGCGGGAGGCGCUGGCCGCCGACCCCCUGGCACCCAUCCUGGCCGAGCCCCACCUGCGGGCGCUGGACCGGCGCCUGGGCAAGGUGCUGGCGGCCGUGGGACGCUGCCUGGCCCGGGCGGCCCGGCCUGGGGAGGUGGUGGUGGACGACAUGGGGCCGUAGGAGUGAUACGGGGUAGGACGGAUGGGUUUUGUCCCACUGCAGGCACAGGGUGUGUGGCGUCGGGGUUUGGCAGCCCCGUACCCUGCGGUGUGGACGGGGGCAUUUGGGGUGGUGCGGUGGGCCAGCGCGCUGCGAGGAUCGCUGGGAGGGGUGGAUUAUUUAAAUAAAAAGGUUGGCCUAGUGGAGAAAACACAUAAAACACGUUCGGGAUCCUGGCCACCGGGGCUGUUUUUCCA
Molecule: messenger RNA, 2011 nt
Organism: Oxyura jamaicensis (ruddy duck)
Lineage: Eukaryota; Metazoa; Chordata; Aves; Anseriformes; Anatidae
Product: extracellular serine/threonine protein kinase FAM20C-like
Exons: 9
Coding region: 207-1775 (522 amino acids)
Biological process (GO): protein phosphorylation
Cellular component (GO): Golgi apparatus
Molecular function (GO): phosphotransferase activity, alcohol group as acceptor
Source: RefSeq, a predicted model, not a curated record